Plasmodium cynomolgi strain B is the source of this 867-nucleotide messenger RNA. RefSeq lists its product as hypothetical. Lineage: Eukaryota; Apicomplexa; Aconoidasida; Haemosporida; Plasmodiidae. The coding region runs from base 1 to 867 and encodes 288 amino acids. The record is from RefSeq and is a predicted model, not a curated record. The transcript is spliced from 2 exons.
AUGGAAAUAAUUGCAGAGAAACCCAAAGUGAAAUUUAAUUUCGUGUCUGAGGACUACAAAAACUGUGACAGUUCUGAUUACUCAGAGUGUGCGGAUGACUAUGGCAGACCAAAUGGAAAGGACUAUUUUUAUGCUAAUAGAAUUUUGUCUUUGGACAGAAACAGUGAACAGAGAAGGAAAGAAUCCCCCAGUAAGCGACCAGGGUUAUGUGUAGAUGAAAUUUGCACGUGCGGCUUUCACAGAUGUCCCAAAAUAGUAAAACCAUUACCAUUCGAUGGGGAAAGCAAUUAUCGAAUCGAGUUUGGUCCAAAGCCGCUGCCGGAACUACCGCCUAGGCAAGAAGCUAAGUUGACAAGGUCACUGCCAUUCGAAGGGGAGAGCAACUAUAGAAGUGAGUUUGGACCUAAGCCUCUACCGGAGCUUCCCCCACGGGUAGAACAGAAGCCUCUCAAAUCGUUGCCAUUCGAGGGAGAAAGCAACUACCGGAGCGAGUUUGGGCCCAAAGCGCUGCCGGAACUACCUCCAAGAGUUGAACAGAAGCCUCCCAAAUCGUUCCAUUCGAGGGAGAAAGCAACUAUAGGAGCGAGUUUGGACCUAAGCCUCUACCUGAGCUUCCCCCACGCGUUGAACAGAAGCCACCAAAAUCGCUUCCUUUCGAAGGGGAGAGCAACUAUCGAAGCGAGUUUGGACCUAAACAGCUUCCGGAACUACCGCCUAGACAGGAAGCCAAGGGAAAGUAGCUACAGAAGUGAGUACGUACGGAAGGCUAUUCCUAUCUGCCCGGUUAAUCUGUUGCCCAAAUAUCCAGCCCCGACUUAUCCGUCUGAGCAUGUGUUUUGGGACUCCACGUGCAAAAGGUGGUAUUAG